GAUAAGGAGUUGGCGGCCCUUCGGAAGCAGGUGCAGCAGCUGUCUCGGACCAGGCCGACCGAGAACGUGCAGCAAUCGCCUCCGCAGUCUGAUGCAGCCACCACUAAGGACGACGCGCAGGGCAAGCAGCAGGAGCUGGAUGCGCUGGAGCAGGUUGUGGCCGCCCUCGAGCUGGCGGCCAAGGUCAAAGGCGUUGCCCCGCAGACGGUCAUUGGCUACGAGGAAGCUCAAACGUCUCUUCGGAAGUUGCGGCAGGAGAUCCACGAUGCUAAGCCUUUGGGUGCGCAGGUACAUGACAUUGGCAAUAAGAUUCAGAAGGCAGAUCAGCAGAUUGCGAAGCUCAAGGCCACCAUCGAGGCGGAGGAGCAGGCCAUUGUUGAGAAGCAAAGUUUGGUGGUUGAUCUCAAGCAGCAGUUGGAUACCAAAGAAAAGGCUCGGGUGCAGAUGCAGAGGGAGCAGAUGGAACUGCUGCGUCUCCGUGCACCUGAGCAGGUCACCCGAGCUCCUGAAGGCAGCGACCAGGCGGUCUUCGACACGUUCACGGCCAGUCUGGAGCAGCUGCAGAGCCUGGUUCAGUCCCUUGGCGGCGGCGAGCAGCUGGCUGCCAGUUGCGCUCAGUUUGUGGAGCCUUGGCUUGAGCAG
Molecule: messenger RNA, 642 nt
Organism: Prorocentrum cordatum
Lineage: Eukaryota; Dinophyceae; Prorocentrales; Prorocentraceae
Source: the annotation of a GenBank genome assembly